AACUCUCUCUCACGUUGUGGCUUGGAAAUUAGAGCACAUUGCCUAAAAUUGAGGUCUCCACAUACACACACUCAUACACGCCGAGUCACCGCGAGCCGCUGCCAUGAACGCUGAGGACAUGAUCCGCAGGGCCGAGACGCCUCUCUUCUGGGUCGGUGCCUUCACUGUGGCCUCCCUGGCGCUGUGGCUGAUCUAUAAGCUGCUCUUAGGCUUCAGGAUCUGGGUCUUGGGAAAUGGACAGCUGCUCUCCCCAAAGCUGGGCAAAUGGGCAGUUGUGACGGGAGCCACAGAUGGAAUUGGGAAAUCCUAUGCGGAGGAGCUGGCUCGCCGAGGAUUUGCCAUGAUGUUGAUCAGUCGCUCCCAAGACAAGCUGGAUGACGUGGCCAGAUCACUCGAGGAGCAGUAUAAAGUGGAGACCAAGACAAUUGCUGUCGACUUCGGCAAGAUGGAUAUCUACCCCAAGAUUGAGGCAGGGUUGACUGGUCUGGAUAUUGGGGUUCUGGUAAAUAAUGUUGGUGUGUCUUACCCCUAUCCUGAGUACUAUCUCCAUAUUCCUGAUCUGGAAAACUUUAUCACAAAUAUGAUCAACGUCAACAUCACCUCAGUGUGCCAGAUGACCCGUAUUGUGCUGCCCAGAAUGGUUCAGAGGUCCAAAGGCGUUAUCCUCAAUAUCUCCUCUGCUAGCGGCAUGUACCCCGUCCCUCUGCUGACAGUCUACUCUGCAACCAAGGCCUUCAUGGAUUUCUUCUCUCGUGGCCUUCAGGAGGAGUACAGGCGUCAGGGCAUCAUCAUCCAGAGCGUGCUGCCCUUUUUUGUGGCCACCAAAAUGACUCGCAUCAGGAAGCCUACCCUGGAUAAGCCCACCCCAGAACGCUAUGUGGCAGCUGAACUCACCACUGUGGGUCUGCAGAGCCAGACCAAUGGCUACUUCCCUCAUGCUGUUAUGGGUUGGGUAACUACCAAGCUGGUGCCAAGCAGCAUUGUUAUCUUCCUGGGAGCCAGAAUGAACCGCCUGCAACGCACUGGAUACCUUCACAGGAGGAAGCUGCGGGAGCAGAAGAACGGAGCAAGUUUGAAAGCCGAAUAGGAAGACGGCCGAUUAUGACCCCUUACAGUGUAUAAAAAGAAAAGGAAAAAAAAAUAACAAAACAAACAAACAAACAAAAAAAACAAACAAACAUCCAGAGCUGCCUAAGAUUGAAUCUUUUUGUGCCUUUCAGUAAAAGCGCACAUCAGAACAUGCUGACUUUGUGUUUAAAACUGCAACUCUUUGCCUUGAUAAUGGUCUGCAGAGAGAGCAGCCAAAGAAGUCAGAUAGUGAAAUGAUAAAGUGCUAAUAUUUGAAAGGGACAUAAAAAUAAAAAAUAUAAAAAUAAAAAAAAAGUCACUGACACUAAUGGUGAGUCUGAUGCA
Melanotaenia boesemani (Boeseman's rainbowfish) is the source of this 1413-nucleotide messenger RNA. RefSeq names its product hydroxysteroid (17-beta) dehydrogenase 12a (gene hsd17b12a). Gene Ontology annotation, cellular component: endoplasmic reticulum. Lineage: Eukaryota; Metazoa; Chordata; Actinopteri; Atheriniformes; Melanotaeniidae. Gene Ontology annotation, molecular function: oxidoreductase activity. The coding region runs from base 104 to 1087 and encodes 327 amino acids. The transcript is spliced from 11 exons. The record is from RefSeq and is a predicted model, not a curated record.